Messenger RNA from Penicillium arizonense, 1272 nucleotides. Its product is annotated as type III PLP-dependent enzyme. The record is from RefSeq and is a predicted model, not a curated record. Lineage: Eukaryota; Fungi; Ascomycota; Eurotiomycetes; Eurotiales; Aspergillaceae. Gene Ontology annotation, cellular component: cytoplasm. Bases 1 to 1272 code for a protein of 423 amino acids. Gene Ontology annotation, molecular function: ornithine decarboxylase activity. The transcript is spliced from 5 exons.
AUGGCUCUACUUCCCGUUCCCCGUGAGACUAACCUUCCUGGAAAGGUCGUCCACACUCCCCACAAUGUCGAAUAUCGAAAAUCUUCCCCAGAUGAACUGGUCGAUCUCGCAAUUGAAGGCAACAUCGCGCGUAUAGCCAAGCGCUGUCUUGUUGGUGGCGACGAAUCUUUUUUCGUUGCCGAUAUAGGGCAGGUCAUUCGACAGCAUCGCCGUUGGACCCAGAAUCUACCAGGGAUACGACCGUAUUAUGCCGUCAAAUGCAAUUGCGACCCAACAUUCCUCAAAGUCCUCGCCAAUCUAGGGUCAAACUUUGACUGUGCAUCCAUAGAAGAGAUGCGCACAGUUCUCAGCCUCGGCGUGGACCCAGCCCGGAUCCUAUUCGCAAAUCCAUGCAAAGCUCCCGCGGCCAUUGCCUUUGCGCGCGAAGUUGGCGUGCUGCGCACCACAUUUGACAACAUCGAUGAACUAGAUAGUAUAAAAGCACACAUGCCCGAAGCGCAACUCUUACUUCGAGUCUAUGCAAAUGAUGAUAGCGCCUUUAUCUGCUUGGGUGAGAAAUUCGGUGCGCAGCUGGAUACAACGGAAGAAUUACUGUCACGAUCGUGGGAAUUGGGACUGAAUGUUAUUGGUGUUAGCUUCCAUGUUGGAACCGGCGCCACAAACACAGCAUCAUUUUGCAAAGCCAUCAGAGAUGCGCGGGCAGCAUUCUUGCAGGCAGAGCGUUUAGGAUUCACCCCUUAUCUUCUCGACAUUGGUGGCGGAUUCCAGGACGAUUGUUUCGAGACCCUAGCCCCAUUUCUUAGAGAUGCGAUCCAGUCAGAGUUCCCUGCGGGCAUCACAACCAUCGCAGAACCAGGUCGUUUCUUUGCCCGCAGUGUUUAUACCCUUGUGUGUCGGGUGAUUUCCCGUCGACGUCAACUUGGGAGUGCAGCUACUGCUAGUAUUCCGGAUAUGCUUUACCAAAAUGAUGGCGUUUAUGGGAAUUUCAUGAAUGUGAUCAUGGAAAAGGAAAUCAUGGUCCCUCAUUUGGUUGGUAGCAAGAAGGGCGCAGUUUCACAUAAGAUCAAGACCAUCGGAGAGAGUGAAAAGCCUGAUGGACAUCGAUAUUCGAUCUGGGGGCCCACUUGUGAUAGCACUGAUUGUGCUGUGCGGGAGGUAACUCUUGACUCUGAAGUCAAGAUUGGUGAUUGGCUCAAAUAUAAGAAUAUGGGAGCGUAUACCACCACCACUGCAACACAGUUCAAUGGGUUCAGUACUGUUUCGGAUUUCUAA